GCCACACAGACACUGUGUGAAGAGGAUCUCUGACGGACUGGUUGUCUGCCCUCCGCUCCGCUCCAUACACACCACAGGCUGCCAUCGCAGAGAGGAAGUGAAGUGACAAGGCACCAUAAUCCUACUGGAGAACUGUUGUUUUUUUUAUUUUCACACUCCUUGCUGUUGACCAGUGCCACAUUUCUUUUCAGAUUCUUCGCUUAGUUUUUUGCUUUUAAAGAUUUUCUUUUUUUUUGGAAGUCUAUCAGUAAAAACAUCCAUAAAUGCUAUUAACAUGUUAUACAAAGAAUACAUUUUCUGCUUCCAUUUGAAGGAAUUGUUAUGCACAUGAAUCUUGUCUUGGAAUGAGAGUGAAUUGUGGAGCGUUUUCAGUUUUUUGUGCUGUCCUCAUAAACCAUUGACUCCUUUUGAGGCUGAAAAUACAGAUUCGGAAACGUGCAUUUCUGCCUGUUAUUUUUGCUGGGGCUGCCCACCGUGAGCUGCAGCAGGGCUGCACAUAAACAUCACACUCAGUCAGCAAGUCUUUACCCUGCUCUCUCUCUGCAUCUCUCUUGUUACAGUUCUGAGGCAUAUUGAGAUGAGCUUCUGGCAGAUGGAGCCCUUAAGUUGUCUUUUUACAUAAAUUCCAGGACUAUUGGGUUGUUGUUUAGAUAAGAGAGAGCGUUUCUGGCUGGGUGAAACCCGGAGCUUCCAGAGUCAGCCUGACACAUAUGUAUUGUUGUAGUGCGCAGGAAAGUAAAAUGGACUACAAGCGGCGCUUUUUGCUCGGCGGGUCCAAGCAGAAAGUGCAGCAGCACCAGCAGUACCAGAUGCCUGAGCUGAGCCGGACCCUCAGCGCCCCCUUGGGCUCCACCUGCUCCCCCAUGGGGGGCUCCACCGGGGUGGGCAUGGCCGGCAGCUGCCAACCACCUCCCUCCACCCCCAACACCACCACUGCGGUCGCCGACAUCCAGCAGGGCAUCUCCAAGUACUUGGAUGCGCUGAACGUGUUCUGCCGGGCCAGCGCCUUUCUCACGGACCUGUUCAGCAGCGUGUUCAGGAACUCCCACUACUCGAAAGCAGCUAUGCAACUGAAGGACGUGCAGGAACAUGUCAUGGAGGCGGCCAGCCGGCUGACUGCAGCAAUAAAGCCAGAGAUCGCCAAGAUGCUGAUGGAGCUGAGCGCUGGGGCCGCCAACUUCAAAGACCAGAAGGACUUCAGCCUGCAGGAUGUGGAGGUAAGGGGUUCCCGGGGUUACAGUUACCGACCUGGACACACUGAACACCUGUCAAAGUAAAGUUAUUACAUUAUACUGACAAUUAGGCCUACCUGUAAAAAAAAUUACAUGUUGAGUCUUUUCCGUUCCCCUCCCUUCCGUUUCUCUGUCAAUCAGUGGAGGCUGGUAGGAAGAGCUAUAGGAGGAAAGGUUCAUUGUAAUGGCUGGAAUUGGAAUAUAUGGAACGUCAAAUGUGGUUUCCAUAUGUUUGACGUUUGAUGCAGUUCCAUUUAUUCCAUUUCAGCCAUUACAAUGAACCUUUCCUCCUAUAGCUCCUCCCACCUGCUGUCAAUAGAGCAUGCUUUGCCAAAAGGGAACUUUUUUUUGCACUUUUGCUUUUGUUUCUUAUGUUCCAUUUUCUAGUGCAAGGCUGCUGCUAAGAUGCCUAGCUAAAGUCUCUCAGAAUGCAUGGCUCCUUGAUCCAGAAUUUAUUGGCUGAAAUGAGGCCCUGACGCCCAAUGUUAAGCGGGUGCUAGGAUCUGAGGGCGAGGUGCGAAAAGCACUGAGGAUGUGAGAAGAAGAGAGCCGGAACCAUCGUUUAUGCUGAGAGACAGACAGAUCACCCUGCAUUGCCAGCAAAGUUGCUUACGUCUCAAUUGUGAAAUGCUGCUCUGAAAGUAUUUUUUUGCAGUGAGUCUUUGUAUGGGAAAAUAGUAACUGAAAGUAGACCACUGGCAUCUGUGGAUGAGAAGCCUUAUGUACUGCUGCUGCCAUAGCUGUGCCUACUGCCUAGCCAGUCAGACAUGGAUAGAGGUUCCAGGGUAGUGCCACUCCUAAAUAAUACUCAAGAGGAAUGCCAAUCCAUUGCUCCCUGUGAUUAAGAGUCAACCGUUUUAUUUAUUUAUUUUUAAUACAUCUGUUUGGGCAGCAAGCAAAUUGCCUCUUGUGUAGUGAAUGUUUGUGCGAUGUCUAUGCUCUCAUCCUGGAGAUUAAACAGAUUUAAGGGGGCAAGGCCUCAGUGGCAGACCAUGAGUGAAUAAGAUGAAUGUUCAGGCCAGGGCUGUUUUAUGAGAGGGACUGCAGGGCCUCAGUGGAUGUGGUUGUGCUCAGAGCAGGAAAGACUUUCGCACCACAAUCUGUAAUUUGGACUCUGUGGUCUUGGAUAUGCACAGAUAAAUAUUAAGGGAGGGGAAGCCCAACUCAGUGAAAGUUCAGACUGCGGCAGGACUGUCUGGCAGCAACACUGACUCACUCUGGCUUCAGCUAGCGUCUGUGAAUAACAACAGUGCGUUUGUCAAAGAAAAGUGUGCUUUUUCUCUACCUCAGUCUUGCCAAUGUGCAUGAAUUGAGGAAUGAAUAAGAUAUUCAGACCUAGUUGAGUAGAAGGAAUCUAUCAUAAACCAACACUUUUCAGGAUGUUUACAGACAAAAGACAGACCUAAAUGGCCACGUGCAUCAUAUAGGCCUACUGUGUAUUUUGACUAGACCAGUGAGUUUCACUCUGUUUCACAGAUUACGGCUUUACUUUUUAUUCCACCUCCAUUUCCUCCAUGAGCAGCUGAAUAUUGUUUAUGUCAAAUUACUUUUCACAUAAGAACACAGUACACCUUUAGAUUUGGCCAUUUCCCUGCCCCCAGAGAGAUUUACUACAUUUGUGACGGAAAGGGCUUUUCCAUUUGUGCGUGUGUAUGAAUAUUUGUCUUGGCAGUUGUAUGUAAAAUAUAGAAUUGGGUCUGUAUGAAGAACAAAAAAAGCUCUUGAGUUUGGGGAAUUGUGGAAUGUUGAAGGAAGCAGGAUCAUUUUUUCCCCUCUUAUUCCCCAAAAUCCAGAAAGUCCAGUCAGUAUGGAAAACAAAACGUGUGUUUUUAUCGGCACUUGGCUACCCUGGCUGCUCAAAGUGUCUCAGCUGCCAAAUAUGCAUGAAAAUGUCACGGUUUAUUAGGGGGCAGUCUACUGAGUGUAUGAGUGAAACCACAGAGGGAGUGAAGGUCAGGCCAACCAGACAGGAGUCCUGGGGAAGAUCUCGAUUGCAUCCUCUCUCCUUCUCAAAGCCAUUGGAGGAGAAGGUCAGAGACGAGGAGAAGAUGUGAGGAGUAUGCAAUUUUAGAUUUCCCCCUGGUUCUGAACAGGAGGCCAUCACAGUGCAGCCAGGGCCAGAGCCAGGCAGACAACUGCACAAGCAGCACUCCCGAAACACCCCUGAAAAAACACAUCUGACCUAGUUCAGCGGACUUCAAAGAUUCUGUAUCAUUUUUCCCAAACAGUUGAUUUGUUACUUGAUAAGAUUCUUUCAUAUCAGGUGUCUACUACAUGGUCAGUCUAUUUUGUUCUUAGGUUACUACUCCUCCUCUACCUCUGAUUUUAUGGCCACGCUCACAGCAGCCAUUAUUAGAUUACAACCUCGAGGUUGUGUGUAACGAACGUCACCCGGUUUCUUUUAAUUGAGAGAGAAAUUAAAUCUGUAUCAAAACAAUGGAUGAGUAUCAUGUUGGAUUAUUAUGCGACACACUAGCACCAGCACUUCCUGUUUUGGUCUAAUAGACCCCUUUCUUUGUUUGCAAACAUUGAUGCACGAGGGCGAUCUGCGCACGUUGGUGGCAGAACAAGGGGGAGUCCUUAUAGAACGUCAGCAAAAAAAGACUAUUUACAUGUUGCUUAUUAGUGCAUUUUCUAACAACUUUUGGAUUAUAAUUGGAUUUUAAGGCUUGUAUGAAUGUCCUGCUUAAUAUAAUGUUGGCGUCAUCAUCGCAAAUCGACUGCAUUAUACUUGCACUUCAACUUCAACCAGUAAAAUGGCUCUUUGGCUAGCUUUUGCUACAGCCUAUAUCAAUGAGCGUUAGCAUUCUAGCGAACAACUGCUGCAUCCAAAAUUAGUUAUUUUGCAAAGAUCACAACCAAAUAUAAUCUUAGCGACUGUUCAAGCAAGAAUCAAAACGUCAUUGUAAGCAUAUGAGAACCCCAAAAAGUUAUUUUGUUUAGAAGUACCGGUAAUAAAAUUUUAAUCUAGGCUAUGUUGAAUGGGCGCAGAUGGCAAUGGUUUUCUUACUGCCGCCAAGAGUCGCACACGUCUGUAAGUGACGUCAGUGUGUCAUGUACUGGAAAAGGGUCUAUAGAUGUUACCUUUGGAAAUGGCCAUCCUACAGAAGACAGGCUGGAUGGUGAGGGCCACUCAGUAGCAGCACUAAAGAGGUAUUUUAGACAGGAAGAAAACAUGAAACACAAAGGCAUCUGGUUUUUAUUCUCACUCUCCUAGGAUAGAUUAUCAUUUCCACUUCAAGAAGACAAUAGAUGUGUCCUUAGUAAAUGGUGAAGAUCAGUGUUGUUCGAUUCAUCCUUCUCACUGUUUAAGCCUGCCUUUCAGCCCUGUAUGUGUCCAAAAGUUGGCUUGGCCCUGUUAGUUUUAUUCCUCAUAUUUUCCAUGAGCCGAUAAGAAAUGUCAUCUUAUCCCCAUGUGUGAUUAAUUAUUUUUUGUUGCAACUUUUUCAUUUAUCUUGCUAGAUUAUCAUGUCCUUUUAUAGUUUGUGAUUGUCUGUUCUGUCCUUUUAUAGUGUUCUGUACAUCUGGUCCAAAAAUAAUAGUAUUAAUGGUAUUAUAAGCAAUUUGACAUUACUUCUCAGAAUGCAGGGCUUGACAUUAACUUUUUUGCAACUUGUCCUUUGGACAAGUAGGACUGAUUUAUUAUUUUUUAUUACUUGGCCAAAAGCUCAAGUCACUUACAAUAAAUAAAUGGUCUUUAACAUCAUUUGUACAUCAUUCUAUGACUUUACAAAAUAAAAUGCAUUACCAUCUUUUUUACCAUAGAGAAUCAGACAAAAAUGUAGGCUACACUCUUUCUUUGCAUAUUCAAGCCUGUCUCAAAACACAACACAGCCCCUUUUAAGGCUCUCCUGGAGGAUGGUUGGCCACCUUUGGUAGCCUAUACAAUAUUGCAACAUUACAAUUACAACCAAAUACUUUUUAUUUCAUUAUAAAAUAAUUCCCUCCAGGGCUCGUAAGUAAGGGCACCUUUUUGUCUUCUGGGACGAUAAACUGGGACAGUUCUGGGAUGACAGAUCCAAAAUCCAUACAACCACUGCAAAAAAUAAAACAAUGAGGCUGAUGCAACAGAUCAGACCAUUUUAGCUUAAAAUGUUGAUAACGUUUUAUUUUUUCAUAUUAUAAGCUCAACAAUGCGCACAUGGCUGUUGGUUACGUGUGAAUGUUCCAAAAUGCAAUUAGUGGGAAAACACCGGGAAAACACUGUUCUCAAAAGCGCACUGCAUGCAUGAGCGGUUUCAUGUGACCGAGAUGAAAAUAUCUGUUAAACAAUUUGAAUGUUUUCUUAAUUUCUAACAACUAUCUGUAAUAAUAGGCCUUUUUGUUGCAUUCACUUAUAAAAUGGACUCCAAAUUUGACCGCUAAGAUAUUUUAUGUUAAACAAUUCCGCGACUCAAUUCCGUGACAGCCUACAAUUUGUUUGAUAGUCUGCAUUAGGAAAGUGAGGGGAGAGAGACAAUCUCAUAUCAUUAUUCAUUGAGCCAGUGUUCGGUAUGCAUUAGUCAUUUGAGAGAGAAGUGUUACCAGCGUUAAUACUGUGAUUAGCAGUGCAACGUAAGCAGCAGGCAUGUCACACACCCUCAUAACUCAUGGAUCAGAACCAAUACUGCAUGUUUGACCCAUUCCCUUAUGUUAUAACUGUUAUUUGGUCCUAUUUCCGAAUCAGAGCUGAAGAGGGCUCUAAAGGGUUUGGACCUUGCCUUGGAAAUGGUCAGUAAAUGUAUAGGCCUAGUCGGUGUUGGUGUCUGUGCCCCCAUGAUGUGGUGUUAAAGAAUGAGGACAGCCCAGCCUUGUUGUUCCUGUCUGCUUUUAAACAGGGUGGCAUAUUUCUGUCUUAACAACUCAGCCAAAAUAUAUUUUCAGCACGUACCUGAAAAAGAACCCUGUGACCACAGUGAGCCCGGCUGUGGUGUCCUGUUGCUCUUGUUUUUGCUAACUGGACAACCAACAUGUCUGACUCCUCCUAAACCUUGACAAUUCCUUCCUUCACUUAUGUAAAUGUGAAUAUUAUUGCUUAUAUGAAUCACCCAUUGCACAGGGUCUGGGACGCUGCCAUCCUGAGGUGGAAAAAUCUGCUCCACUAUUAAGUUGAAAGGAGAAUAGCCAACUUCGUAUCAAAUAAAACUUUGUCACAUGCGCCGAAUACAACAAUGUGUAGACCUUACAGUGAAAUGCUUACUUACAAGCCCUUAACCAACAAUGCAGUUCAAGAAAGAGUUAAGAGAAUAUUUUACCAAAUAAACUAAAGGAAAAAAUAAAAUAACAAUGAGGCUAUUUACAGGGGGACCGAGUCAAUGUGCGGGGUACAGGUUAGUCAAAGUAAUUUGUACAUAUGUAAGGGUAAAGUGACUAUGCAUAGAUAAUAGACAGUGGGUAGCAGCAGUGUAAAAACAAAUGGGGGGGUCAAUGUAAAUAGUCUGGGUGGCCAUUUGAUGAAUUGUUCAUCAGUCUUAUGGCUUGGGGGUAGUUUGUAGGCGUUGCUUGUUGUGCUUUACUACUACAGUACUAGGCCUCUCAGUAGAGUAGACUGUGAUUUAUAACACAGACUGUGCUUCCCAAUUAUGGUAGAAAGUGAUUUGCCCUUGUAGAUGCUGGGGGAACAUUGCACUGUAGACUGGGGUGGUUGUGUGGAAAAUGAGAGGACGUGUUAUCAAGCAGCACAGCAGAACAUGGCCUUGAUAUAGAGACAUUUUAAUUUCAUCCUGCCACAACUUGAGUUGUGGCUUUUUUUUUUUUUUUUACAAUGUUAGCCUGUCAAAUGUUUUCCUUUUUAAUGUUCUAGUGAUAUGAACCAGUUGAAAUUGAACUAUUACAUAGAUAGUUCUCUUCAGUGACUCACUGUAAUGCAGCCUUUAUCCAGCCUUGAACUGUUUUUGGGUUAUAGCCCCUCACAAAGUUGUUUUUGUGGGUAAUUUGGAUGUCACGUUCUCGAGCUGGGUUUUCCUCGGAAACAAGAGGAGCAUCUUUAAAGCAGUAAAUUGAUGCAAUGCAUGCGAUUCUAUUUAGAAGAUCUGAUUUAAGAUGACUGAGGGUUAUCAAAGUUGUACUUUUUUUCCCAGUAAAAUUUAAACAACCAAGUUACUGAAGCCAACGUCACUCUGGAUAAGAGCGUCUGCUAAAUAAAAAAUAAAAAAAAAGUAAGUGUCUGAGUAUGAUCAAGGCUCCCACUAAUGUAAUCGUGUGAUAUUUUUUUUUCCUGACGUUAUAGGGAAUUCCUGCUUUUCUGCCUUGUCUCUAUUUAUUAAUCAUUGACCUUGACCAAUCCCCCAAACCAAUAGACUAGUGUUCCUGAUGUUCUAUGUUGUCCUGAUCACAACCUUGAAUCUUGUGUUAUGUUGUGUUCUCUCCAGGUGCUGGGUCGGUGCUUCCUGACGGUGAUGCAGGUGCACUUCCAGUUCCUAUCCCAGGCCCUGCAGAAGGUGCAGCCUGUGGCCCAGUCGUGCCUGGCGGAGGCCCUCGCCCAGGCCCAGGAGCGACGUAGCAAUGUCCGCUCCCAGAGCUCCUGCCCUGGGCCCCUCACGGAGCUGGAGGAGGCCUCACGAUCAUGGAAGGGUGCAGCCGAGGUAUUUGGACAUGGAGGCCAGGAUGCCCCUAGGACUCUCCGAGGAGCUUCCUGGUCUGACUAGCUGGUGGAAAUAGGCUGUGUUCAAAAUGUGACAAGCUGACUGUUAUAGAUUCCUGUGAAAUGAAAUGCAGUCAGCUACCAUUCCAGCCACAAUUUCCUCCUAUUUCCUGUUGAGAAGUUUGUAUGUACAGUAUAUGAGCCUGUAUUGCUAGUUUUCCCUCCUCCACUUUAAGCUAGGCCUACACAUCCCCAAACAAACCCUAGCUAACUGAAAUGGAGGCCAUUUUGUGAGAGGAGCUAGCUGGCUAAUCCCGUAGCUAUUCACAGUCCCUCCGGCACAUUCUGAGCUUUGUUCUGUACAGUGGAGCCAGAAUGGAGAAUAGUGAGUGGCCUGAUUGAUCUGUUAAGCCCUGGCAUGUGGGGUGUUAGCCCUGGAGGGAACAGGGCUGGAUAUCCUGCUGGAAUGUGCUGCUGCGAUAUGGCCGGGCUGGGCCAGGCCGGGCCUCACUGCACUGUUGGGCAGUUUUCAUAGAGGGAGGCGGUCGGUCUCCCCCUUAUAGAAGCAGUUAUUCACAAAUCUAGGCCCAACACGGUUCUGAAAUGUACAAUCUACCAGAUGUGUGACCAAAUCACUCACUAUUAUUUGAGUCACAAGCAAGUCUAAAGUCAAGGUCCGAGUCUCAAGUAGAGUCACAAGUAGAACGGGUCUACUAUACAUCUAUACAUGCAAUGACUUGUUCAACUACAAAUAUGGCUGUUUGAGGCUGUUUGAGGAACCAGACAGCCCUUUUCAUUAUUUUGUCUACAACACACUUUGAUUAUGUAAUAAUUAAUUGUAACAACAAAUCCCAAAUGCAAGCUUCAUAAAUAAAUAAUACAUUUCAAGCAAUUUUGACAUACCAAAAGACCAGUUGGCCUAUGCUAGUAAUUAAUGCUUGCAAAGUAAACAGUUCAUAUUCUUGAUCACCAAACAAUUUUUGCCGCUGGAUAUUUGGCAAUCCGCUCUCCCUACAGUUUGACAUUUGCACUGCACCCAAUCCUAUAGCUCUAUAGCAAAUCGUUAAUCUGUUCGCUAGCUCAUUGGUUCUCAAACGUUUUGACCCGCAACCCCCAAAAAGCAGUGCUUCAAAGCUCAUGACCCCACAUGCAUACACAAUUGCUGCGCCAAUGUAGCCUGUCAUUACAGCCAUAAAUGGUGAUGCAUUUUCAAAACGCAAGAUACAGAAAUAAACUGUGUUUUACACAUUUGCAUUUGUAGCUGAAGGUCAUUAAUGUUAGCAGCCAAUCUCUGGAGUCCAGAACAAGCAGAAUCAUACUGCCUACCUGUAUGCAGCGGAGGUUGCAGGAUCUGUCUGCACCGCAUGCUGUCACUUUGGAGGGCCGCCUGCCCCCAGAAUGCUCGUUGCCAACUGGCUAGCCCUUUUCUUCCUCACAAAUACCGUAAUUAAUUUGCCAGAAUAUGUUACAUCUUCAUCCCAUAAUAUUGAAGGCAGUGCGACGUUACAGCUAUCUUUAGACAUAUAGCCAGUAGCCACCCAAACUAGGCCUAUCUGAAAUAUGAAAAUGAUCAAUGAAAAUCUCCAGGUAGCCUGUUAUUGUUCUGGCAAAGAUGCCUCCGUAGUAGAUUUCUAAACUGUAUUUUAUAUGGAUAAUACAAACAUAGUCCUACUAUGGUAGACUAUAUGUAUUUUUCCACAUUUAGUUUCACACUCGCGACCUGUCUUGACCAGUUUUCUGGUCCAAUCAGAGCAGAGGGCUGAGUGGGCGUUUCACUAGUCAAUAUGUUGCAUGUUCUUUUUGCAAGUCGGUGCUGAGGCUACUGUCUCUGGCUGCAUGGAGAGUAAUCCAUAUAGACUCUGUACCACAAAAUGAGUGACAAUUUUACAAAACCUGGCCAGAUAAUUUCAAGUCAUCAGUCCCGAGUCUUGAGGCUCCAAGUCAAGUCUCAAGUCAUCAAAUUUGUGACUUGAGUCAGACUCGAGGCCAAGCCAUGUGACUCGAGUCCACACCUCUGCAAUUUACUAUAUACUUUUUACUUGGUGGUUAGUUACUCCUUUACAUUGAAGUUGAAAAUGUUAGCUAGCCAACACUGACAGAUUUUCUCAUGCAUAUUGUGCACCUUGCUGUAAUGCAGAUUAGCUGUACAGAGAAGAUGCAGGGUGUGUAAGGGUUGUACUAGGGUAUGUGAUGCUGUGUUUAAACUGCUAUGUGACCUGAGACUGUGCUGUGCUCCAGGCCACAGGACGUCUGAGGGAGAGGGGACGUGACGGCUGCCUGGCAGGCAUCCAGGUCCAGCAGCUCUUCUGCUCCAACAACCCCAACAUCCCUGAUCACCAUCUGAAGGAGCUCAACAUGAAGAUCGACAAUGCCUUACAGGUAGAUGGGGCUCCCCGCAGGACCACCACAGCCUUGGUCUAUGUCUGAAAUGUCACCCUAUUCCCUAAUAUAGGCUUGUGCACUGCUUUUGACCAGAGCCUUAUUCCUGGUCAUUUUCCCUGUAAAGUGCAAUACUUUUAAUCAGGGCUCCAUAGGGCUCUGGUCAAAAGGAUUGCACUUUAUAUGGAAUAGGUUGCCAUUUCAGAUGCAGCCUUGGACUUACUGGGUCAAUAGUGCCCUACAGAACAAGGGCUGCUUCAAAUCAAUGUGUUGAUGGCUUGGAUAUGAAAGGACUGGAUGAAGCAAUAGCUAGCCUGACCUACUUACAUGUUGAGUUUAUACAAAUUAUUUUCUCUUUUCUUUUUUCUUCCCCCGUCUCGCCAGGCUUAUAAAGCAGCACUAGAAAGUAUGGGCCACAGUGAAUAUGCACUGAAGGCUGGCUUUCACCUCAAUCCCAAAUCUGUGGAGGCAGCUUUACAGGUAUGUUUACUCUAAGCACAGGCCGUAUUACAGCUCAUUAGGAACGGUAAAGCCUUGGAUUAUAGUGGCCGUGAUAAGGGCAUACCCUGUCUCUAACCUAUUUGUACAUCCUGUGUCUGCGCCUGUGUCUCUGUCUCUCUGUGUGUGUGUCUCUGUCUCUCUGUGUCUACUAUGUAGGGUUGCUGCAGUGAGGCAGAGGCCCAGCAGGCUGGCAGGAUGCAGACCAUCUCCCAGCCCAUUCAGUGUGAGCUGCCCACCAUCCCUGUGCAGAUUGGCUCCCACUUCCUCAAAGGAGUGUCCUUCAACGAGUCAGCGGCUGACAACCUCAAACUGAAAACGGUAUGCCCUGGAGUCUGUUGAGGAGGACUUGACGUUACAGAAUGUUCAGCGAUUGCGUAGAACAUAUAUGAUUGUCUGUUAUGUUAAAUCGGGAGUCCUAUCAGCUUGGGAGUCGUAUUCAGCUCUAUUCAGUACAUUUCUAUCUGCAUCAUUGUGGCUCGCUGUCAUGCUGGUGCGCUGUCAUCCUGGCGCUAGGCUACUGUGAUGGGUGGUUUCCUACGUCUUUCAUAUUCUGACCUGGCUGACCAGAAUGGGCCUCUGCUCUCUCUAGGAAAUGAGAGCUGCUUAGAAGUUCAUAUCGUCCACUGAUGAGUUAUGUGUGCUGUGAGUCAUGUAUUUGGCAAGGCUUUAAUGUUUUGACGUGGAUGUCUUAACACUUAUUCCAUGAUACAUCUGAUGCCUUGGGUCUGGUUAGGAUCAGCAUCUGCUUUGUUAGUUUACAGUGGGAUUCUCCCUUAGUCUGUGGGACAAAAACUGACUUGUAUGAUAAUUGCACUCACACUAUCUGUCAGUUGUCUGACUCACCAUUUACCAGAUUCAGAAAUAAACAGCACGUUCAUCAGGACCCUUUAAACUAGAGAGCCUAGACACUUUAACAGGAGGAGACUUAGUCCCUGGACUUUUUAGUUGCUACUGUUUCCUGUUCUGGUGUACGUUAGUGUUUAGAAGAGAUGAAUUGGACCCACACCCUCACUAUUGCUCCACCAUACAUUUAUUUGGCAAAAGCAUCAACAAAGUUUCAAUCCAAAGUGGAUCUUUGUCAGGUCCACAUUAGUACCUUGCAUCAGCAGCAGAGGUGUUGUGUUUUCACACUGGCCACCCUGUUUUGUAUCCACAGCACACCAUGUUGCAGCUCAUUAAAGAGGCAGUAGGACAGAACGGAGUGACCCCCCGGGACGACUCCCCCGUCACUGAGGUCCUCAACCAGGUCUGCCCUUCCAGCUGGAGAAUGGCCUGCAAGACCGCCGUCCAGUUACUGUUCGCUCAGGCAGGACUGGUGAGUACAAAGCACUUAAGAUGUCAACAAGGGCAGCAAACUCACCCAGCUUAAAAUACCUUUGUCUCAUUAGAUAACAUAAACAGUUGUCUGGACUUAAAUUAGCUGAUGGAUUGUUUUGCUUUAGCAGUAGGGCCAUGUGGUUCAACCAACCUCACUUAUUUUAUGAAAAGGUAAAGGCAUUUUUAAUUUGAUCGAGGUCCCAGAUUCACUGUUACUCCACAGCCUCUGCUUAGUGAAGACUCUACAACUUGCAGUCUGGCCCAGAGCUAUAAAGGAGUCUGUAUUGUAACCUAGAGCCCAUUGUUUGGGAGGUGUGUAAUCGAGAUGAUGGGAAUGUAUGUUGGGUUCCUUUGAAUAGCCAAGAGGUGUAAACAAACUCAUUGUAGACACACAGUGAAGCCAACAUUCCUGCAGCAUCUGGGUAAAGGAUGGGGUCAUCUGGGUGGAUCUGCAAACAGAUCUCAGGCUGUUCACGUUGAAACGAGUCUGCCCAGCCAACAGUGAGAGAAAGCAGCAGUCCUCCACUACUCUACUUGAUUUAUUUUCUCAGUGUGUUCUGUAAUAUUUAGUGCGUCAGGCCUGGGGAGUGUUCCUAUACACCCAACAGCAGCGCUGAGUAUAAAACAAACCCUGGUUGUGGAUGGGAGCUUUACAUGAACUCCUUAUCUAAGCUGUGAGCUCCGAAGAACAGACAGAGUGGGAGUCUCCAUAGCGGCCUAAGAGAAGACCACCUCCUCUUAACAUUACUUAUAGAGCACCUCUGCCAGACAGUGAAAAUGGCUUUGUUCUUUCUGGGCCAUUCAUUUUAGAGUGCUCAACAACUGAAUUGGCCUCUUCUCCUCCUUUUUUUUUUUUUGGGGGGGGGGGGGGGGGGUCUAUGAUGCUGUAUCUCUCUCUCACUCUCAUUUUCUCUCUCUCUCUCUCUGCCUGUGACCUUGUUGUGAGUCAGGGACGGGGUGGGUGUGGCUGUAUGUUUCUCUCACAGGAUUGGACUCAGCCCUCUGACAGCCCGGGGGUCCUGAGGAUACACCUGCUCUAUAAAUAACAAUAGGCUGACUUCCUGUGAGACAGGAAGGGUCCUCCCUCCCCAUGACCCAGUUGCAUUUGUCUAGAAAGUAGAGCCUCUUUCAAAGAACUACUGGAAAAUAUUGGGCUGGCUAGCUGGAAGCGUGGAUAUUUGGUGCUGCCGUUGACAUUUAUUUUCAACUUUUUAAUGAGUUUGAAUCACCCAAAGUAGCUUACAUUGUCUUUGCCCAAAUACUCAGACUUAUGGGCAGAGGUAGUGGCAUAUCUUAUUUAAUUAUAUCCAUUUUGUAUUUUAGAUGGAGGAGGAGACGGAUGUGUUAUUGUGGAAAGAAAUUGGUACUCUAUCUGCAUUGCUUACAGUCAGUCAGGAUAAAAAGGGGCAAUAUAAUCCCUUAGAGUUGCUUUGCUCAAGCAUAACUGGCAGUGAGGAAAUACAUUCUAUUAGAAGCUGUGCUGAUGCAGCUCUCUGAAUGACUGUGUGCAUGUGUGGACAGGUGGUUGUUGACACUGCUCAGAUCGAGAACAAGGAAGCCUAUGCUCCACAGAUUGCUCUGGAGGGCUCCAGAGUUGUGGUACAAGUCCCCUCCACAUGGUGAGUAGGAUUAUUCAUAAUUGUCUCUUCUGCCCUCUGGAAAAACAAAAUCUGCUUGCUUUACUGGUCAAAAAAAGAAUUGGGCAAAUCAAUAAAUGUAAUUGCUUUACAGUUCUGUUUUAUCUUAGCAAGGGAAUUCCAAGUAUUCAGAACCCUUAGACAUACAAUUGGCUAAAUAAGCAAACUACAUACUUUUUAUCCACAUAAGCCAACACUGGACUCAAUCAACUAUCACAUUUGGACAGUAAAGUGAAGCAUUAACAGACCUUCUAUAAAUGUAUUUUUAUUAUGUUGGACAUGCCAGUCAUGCUGUGUCCUGACUGUCCUGUGUGUAGGUGCCUGAAAGAGGACCCAGCCACCAUGUCUCUGUUGCAGCGGAGUCUGGACCCAGAGAAGACCCUAGGCCUGGUGGACGUGCUAUAUACUGCCGUCUUUGACAUCAAUAGGUGGAAGGAGUGCAAGUGGGUGGAUGUGUAUUACCUAAGGCAUUUUCACGUUUGCCUUUUUAAUUCCUAGAAAGAAUCAACAUGCUGUGUGUUCACAUUGGUUGACAGAGGUAGCCCUCAUUCUCAAGCUUAAGUUUACGUUUGCCCUGAAAGAAAAUCUUAAAAGCUAGCUAGCUAUUGGAAUUUUCCAUGCCAUUGAAUGCUUGUAUAUCUUCUCCCUCCACAGAGAACAGGCCUUGCCCACCAUUCAGAUGCAGUUACAGCGGGAGAGCCCUGACUACGGGAUGCAGGCAGACCUGCCUCCUGGAAAUGGCUCCAAAGCCUCCAGUGGCCUGCCCAAAACUAUCUCCAAGCUAACUUCCAAGUUCACCAAGAAGGCCUCUUCCAGCUCUGUGUCCAGUGGUGGUGGGGGCAGCUACUCCAUCCCCAGCACCCCGUCCCAUAGCAUGCUCUCCUCUAGCAGCAGCUCUGAAGACAAGCAGUUUAAGAGCCUGGGCCACGCAGUAGACGGGAGACUGCAGAGUAUCUUACAGCUGGGCAACUUGUCCAGCAACCCCGACCCCACUCAGCCCCAGAACGGUUCUGUGUGUGACGACCAGGGCAUGAACCUCCCCACGGACCAGGAGAUGCAGGACGUCAUUGACUUUCUCUCAGGUUUCAACAUGGGCAAGUCCCAGCAAGCCUCCCCACUGGUCAAAAGGAGGAACUCCGUGGCAUCUGCCAACACUGCCGAGCUGAAGCCCCCGAGCGGAGCCGCUGACCGAACCCCGACCUCCCAGGCUGUCUCCCACAGUUCACUGCAGCCCCCUACACAGAGCAUACCCCAGCAUCAGCAGCCAGUGCAGAAGCAACCGCAGCAACAACAACAACAACAACAACAACAGCAACAACAACAACAGCAGCAACAACAACAGCAGCAGCAGCAGCAACAACAACACAGCAACAGCCACCACCACCACAGCAGCCCUCCCAGCAGGCACUGCAGUACUACCAACACCUCCUCCAGCCUAUUGGUCAGCAGCAUGCUCCACCUCAGCUGCCCUCCCAACAGCCUCCACCCCAGGCUCUUCUCCAGCAGAGAGUGCCAAGCAAGUGGCUGAGUGGUUCCAGCCAGCAGCAGCCUCCUCCCCAGGGCCCCCCUCCCCCAGCAGGGCUCUCCCCCCUGGGGCCCAUUGGCCAGUGGGGCUCACCUGGCCUCCCGGACCUGAGCUCGGAUCUGUACAGCCUGGGGCUGGUCAGCACCUACAUGGACAGUGUCAUGUCUGAGAUGCUGGGGCAGAAGCCACAAGGUCCCCGCAACAACACCUGGCCCAACAGGGACCAGAACGAGGGGGUGUUUGGGGUGCUGGGAGACACCUUGCCCUUUGACCCCGCAGGUGAGUCAUUUUUCUCCCUUACAUCCACAAACCCAGAUAACACUCUGGGUUCCUCUGACUAAUGUGGGUGUUCAGUAGGGAGUGAACAUUUAGGAACAGAGUGAAACGGGGAGGUACUAUGGUGUGCCUCACUGAACAUAACCUAGGUGGUUGAUAAUAACACUUUAGAGCAGUGUGUGACUUGCAUAUUGUCAUGUUGAAGGAUGCAGUCGACUAGAAAGGCUCCAUAUAAUAGCAAUGAAGGCUGGCUCCUUCCUGCACAUAGUUGGUCAAAGUGUAGCCAGGUUGAGAUCCAGUGUCUUGACCUCCGAUAAAGAAAAGAGGCCUCCUUUGGGACGGUGUGUUAUUCCCCCUCCCUGCCCGUUAUCAGUAGGGUGUCUGGGUUGUGGUGGUGUGAGAGAGGCAGGCAGCUCACAGCCUCCAGGGAUUCCAUGGUAGGAGAGAACUGUGUCAGCAGUGGGGCCUGGAGCUGUGUUGACUGGGCUGUUUCAUUACAAAGACUGAGAAGGAAAAAGGAGACACUCCUGUUUCCUGUUUAGCACUGCAGUCAUUAGUCAGGUAUUCAUUAUGCCUGGAAAGGACAGGUUGCUUUUGAUUUUUCACAGGGUGUUGUGGUUUGGAGAUGUGCUGCCAUAAACACUUACGUAAUCUCAUUGUAACCAUUAAAGCCAUUUUGGGUGGUGAUAUUUAGCUGACAUAAAAAGAGCUUGUCAGUGCAGUAAUUUAUGAUGUAGUUUGUCUGUGAUUUCCAUAUGAUUUCCUGAAUGAAUAGCGGUCAUUAUCCAAUGCAACCUGAGGAGGAAGUGAAAAAGCUUCAUAGCCAGCUCUUCCAUUCAGAUACAUUUUCAAAAACUCUGAACUACAGGACCUUACUAGCAUCUCUCCAAAUGCACUGUAAAUGUAGGUUGUUGUGUCUGACCGUGAGCAGCCCCCCCCCCCAGCGGUUCUGAUUUGUAAUUUGACAUUUAAUGCUGAAUUUACAAUGUCAGUCGCUGUUUUUACAGUGCAGCAGAGCGGAGGCCAUUGUGUUCAGCUGACUUACAGCUAUUGUGCUUUUUCUGCUAUGGUAGACAGUCUAGCUGAAUGGAUUGAGCUGUGGGGUGCAAACACACAGAGAGAAAAGCUGAGGAUGUCAGAAACUGAACUGUGUUUUCUCCCUUUCAUAUGCAGUUGGCUCUGACCCUGAGUUUGCGCGUUACGUUGCCGGAGUCAGCCAGGCCAUGCAGCAGAAACGGCAGGUGCAGCACAUCCGUCGCCCCAGCAACACCCGCAGCAACUGGCCCGUCCCUGAUGAGCAGCACAGGACCUGGUCCCACCCAGAGUACUACAGCGAGGGGUACAUUCACCAAUCACAAUCAACACCUAACAUCUCAUUGAUACACACACCUCUGUAUAUGGCACAGGGCUCUAUAUAGUCCGCACAGAGUACUACAGGGUACAAUCAUUCAAGGCUCUAUACACCACUCUAUCUCACAUGACACAUGCCUACUAGUACAAUUUAUUCACACAUCUCUUUGUAUAUGACAUCUCUCUAUAUAAUUAUGCCAAUCAAUCUUACAUGCCUCUUAGUGAUGUUCGAGUUGUGGAAUGGUAAGAACAAGAUGUUCAUAGUGUUUCAAGUAGUUCUAACUGAGAAUGCCACUAUCACUUUAACUCUACCCACAUGUACAUAUUACUUCAACUACCUCAACUAGCCGGUGCCCCCGCACAUUGACUCUGCACCGGUACCCCCCUGUAUAUAUAGCCUCCCUACUGUUAUUUUAUUUUACUUCUGCUCUUUUUUUUCUCAACACUUUUUUUGUUGUUGUUUUAUUUUUACUUUUUUUGUUAAAAAUAAAUGCACUGUUGGUUAAGGGCUGUAAGUAAGCAUUUCACUGUAAUGUCUGCACCUGUUCUAUUCGGCGCAUGUGACCAAUAAAAUUUGAUUUGAUUUGAUGUGAAACAGGGAGGCGGUCAACAGCAGCUGGUCAGCCAAUCAGGGAGACUCUGCCAGCUCCAGUGAUGAGACGUCCUCAGCCAAUGGUGACAGCUUGUUCUCCAUGUUCUCUGGGCCUGACCUUGUUGCAGCUGUCAAACAAAAGGUACAACUGAGUCACCAUGUAGUAAAUGUACACCAUAGUGUAUUACUGUUCUUUUGUUUUCCUUCCAACCUGUUUUGUUAUUCGUGAUGUGAACUAUUGACAGUGUGCUGUAGAGCUUCAUGUCUCCUCUUCUGCCUGUAGAAAACACAGCUGUGGCGAGCAGGAGGUGUGUACCUUGCCCUCUCCUCCCCUCCAUCACAUGGGAGAUGAUAAUAACCAGGUAAGGAAAGUGUGUGUACUUAGGAGUCUGUGUGCAGUACAUGAAUUGGGUCAGAGAAUUGAAGCCUCUAUCAUUCACUGUAUCUAUAUAUAUGAUUAUCUUUUAUAUUGUAUCCCUUUAAAUGUUAACAUUUACCCCCUUUUAGUUUGGGGGUUUUUGCAAAAGAUCUUGUAUUGAUCAACUCCCAUUUCCAUCCAUUCUACUCCACAGGACAGCAAAACUAAAACUUGGCCGCCGAAGGCCCCAUGGCAGCACUCCGCUCACACUCAACACAACACCAUGCCCAAUCCAAGCUCUUCCUUGUACCAGAUGAACAUCCCUUCCAGCCAAUGGAGUGAUUCGAUGCAGAUGUUGCAGUCUCCGGUGUGGUCCACUGCCAGUGACUGCCCUCCCUCCACCGGGAUCUCCUCUGGCUUCUCUCCCUACACCCAGCAGCAACAGCAGCAGCAG
This is a messenger RNA of Coregonus sp. 'balchen', 18183 nucleotides long. NCBI's taxonomy places the organism in Eukaryota, Metazoa, Chordata, Actinopteri, Salmoniformes, Salmonidae. The record is from the annotation of a GenBank genome assembly.